Messenger RNA from Dichomitus squalens LYAD-421 SS1, 366 nucleotides. RefSeq lists its product as uncharacterized. The coding region runs from base 1 to 366 and encodes 121 amino acids. The record is from RefSeq and is a predicted model, not a curated record. NCBI's taxonomy places the organism in Eukaryota, Fungi, Basidiomycota, Agaricomycetes, Polyporales, Polyporaceae. The transcript has a single exon.
AUGGAUACGUCUCUGUCUCGCCAGAACAGCCGCGAGGGCAUCCUCGCGCUCAGGUCUGAGCUCAAGCUAUCCGUCGUCCUCCCGCUCGAGGACGCCGCGCGCGUCCAGUGUAUCCGGGUGAGUGGCGCGACGGCUGUUCUGCAGCUUGAUAAGCUGCAGCCUCUCUUCGAUAAGACUCUGAGGUGUCUAGAAACUCUAGACAUCAGGAUGGAUGUUCUCGAGGCUCAGCACGGAGUCGUCCUCACCGAGUUUCUCAAUAUCGACGAGAAGCGCCUCCCCGCUCUCCGAUCCCUCUCCCUGAAGGGCGUAUAUAUUCCCUGGAACUCUGAAUUCCUGCGCGAUUUGCACGAUCUUUAUAUCACGUAG